Anopheles maculipalpis is the source of this 1862-nucleotide messenger RNA. RefSeq names its product CCR4-NOT transcription complex subunit 6-like (gene twin). Lineage: Eukaryota; Metazoa; Arthropoda; Insecta; Diptera; Culicidae. The record is from RefSeq and is a predicted model, not a curated record. The transcript is spliced from 7 exons. The coding region runs from base 166 to 1812 and encodes 548 amino acids. Gene Ontology annotation, molecular function: poly(A)-specific ribonuclease activity; protein binding. Gene Ontology annotation, cellular component: nucleus; cytoplasm; CCR4-NOT complex. Gene Ontology annotation, biological process: nuclear-transcribed mRNA poly(A) tail shortening.
CGCGAAAGAAAUUAAACAUCUAGGGCUUACAAGAAACAAGAUUUUAAAAGCGAAUCACAAGAUAGCUACUUCCCACGAGUCCUCCCGGAAGUAGAUGCAGGAAACAUCAUCUGCCAGUACAUCAGAAGCAACAGCCGGAGAAGAAGAAGCGGAUAGGGCAUCAGGAUGUCACGCAAUAAAGACAAGUACGAAAGCAACAACCCCCGGAGGCAGCAAACAUUUCUGACCGCCGAGGACAUUGCCGCCGGGAAGAAGACGUGCUGGCACGGCAUCGAGAUAACGGGCAGCGUGCGCAACCUUAGCCCGACGCUCUGGAAGUUUGAGCAUCUGACUGCACUGUUCCUGAACGAUAACUGUCUGACGCGCUUGCCGCAUCAAAUUGGUCAGCUGGCCAACCUGCGGACGCUCGAUCUAUCCGCGAACAAGUUGCGCAGUUUACCGGCCGAGCUGGGUGAGCUCAUACAACUACGGGAAUUACUGCUGAACAAUAAUUAUCUGCGAGUGCUUCCGUACGAGCUUGGCAAGCUGUUCAAUCUGCAUGUGCUCGGAUUGCACGGCAAUCCACUCGGCAAGGAUGUGCUGUCGAUCUACAACGAACCGAACGGGACGUCCAAAUUGCUGAUGUACAUGCUGGAUAAUCUGUCAGUUACGGUAGCUCCACCACCUCAGCGGCCCUGGAUCCCUCUAGCUAGACCCAAUCGCAACCGAGGCGCAUGCAUAUUCACGGUCAUGUGCUACAACGUGUUGUGCGAUAAGUACGCGACGAGACAGAUGUACGGCUACUGUCCUAGCUGGGCGCUAAGCUGGGAGUACAGGAAAAAGGCCAUUCUUGACGAGAUACGACAUUACGCGGCGGACAUCAUCAGCCUGCAGGAGGUCGAAACCGACCAAUUUUUCAACUUCUUCAAGCCGGAGCUGAAGAAUGAUGGCUACGAAGGUAUCUUUUCGCCUAAAUCGCGAGCUAAAACAAUGUCUGAAGCGGAUCGAAAGUACGUCGACGGGUGUGCGAUCUUCUUCCGCUCUGCAAAGUUUACGCUCAUCAAGGAGCAUCUGGUCGAAUUCAAUCAGCUCGCGAUGGCUAACGCGGAAGGUUCCGACAACAUGCUCAAUCGCGUAAUGCCGAAGGACAACAUCGGACUUGCAGCAUUGCUGAAGGUAAAGGAAAGUGCGUGGGAAAGCGUUUCGCCAGAAGCGGCCCAAAUUUCGCAACCGAUCCUGGUGUGCACCGCGCACAUCCACUGGGAUCCGGAGUUUUGCGACGUGAAGCUUAUCCAGACGAUGAUGCUGAGCAACGAGCUGAAGACAAUACUGGACGAGGCGGGGCUGAGCUUCCGGCCGGGCCACAAGUUCGAUGUAAAUAACGUGCAGCUGGUGCUGUGUGGUGACUUUAACUCGCUUCCAGACUCGGGUGUGAUUGAAUUUCUAAGUGCCGGGCGUGUAUCAAUGGACCAUCAAGAUUUCAAGGAGCUGGGCUACAAAUCCUGCCUGCAGCGUAUAUCAAAUUGUGAUACACCAAAUGAAUUUACUCAUUCCUUUAAACUAGCGUCAGCGUACAGUGAAGAUAUAAUGCCAUAUACAAAUUAUACAUUCGAAUUUAAAGGUAUUAUCGAUUACAUAUUCUACUCGAAGCAGGGCAUGGUGCCGCUCGGGCUGCUCGGUCCGAUCUCGACCGAAUGGCUGCGGGAGAACAAGGUGGUCGGUUGUCCCCAUCCGCACAUACCUUCCGACCACUUCCCGCUGCUAGUCGAGCUCGAGCUAAUUCAUAUGCCGACGACGGGCGCCCAACCGAACGGGCUGAUCGGUCGAAGGUAGCAAUAAAAUCUGCUAGAGCCCCGUUUAGUAGCCAGCAGGCAGAAUGACAC